AUGCGCCAGGUCGACCUGGCGCGCUGGUGCUUUACCCGUUUCGGCGUCCGCCCUGAUCGCUCGACCAUUGGUCGCGUGCUCAAAGGAGCUGACCGUUGGAGCGCCGUCUCCAACGACGACAACCCCGUCCGCGUGCGUGGCGGCGCAUAUCCGCAGCUUGAGCAGGCUAUGGUGUGCUGGAUUCGCAACGCCGGGCCCGCGGGUGUGCCGCUCACCUUGAUAACUGUCCGCGACCACGUUGCGACCAUGGCACGCGGAAUGGACCUACCUCCUACCUUCCGCUGCUCCGUGGGGUGGGUUCGCCGUGCCUUGCGCCGCAACGGCAUUCGGUGCCGCAGCGCAGUUGGGGAGGCCGCCGACCAGGACCAUGCCGCGGUCCGUACCUGCCAGGAGCAGCUCCUGAUGUAUCUCUCCCUCUGUCCGCGCGACGUCUACAAUUUCGACGAGACGGCUCUGUUUCUUUCGGUCUUGCCGCGCAAGACGUACGGCGGGUCGCGCGUGCCGGGGCGUAAGCUGGCGAAGGAGCGCCUCACGGCCGGGUUGCUCGUUAACGCGGACGGCAGUCACGCGUUCCGGCCUUUGAUCAUCUCCAAGUCCAAGCGCCCUCGCGACUUUCUGCCCGACUACGACCCGGAGGAAUUGUGCUACUGGCGUCACAACAAGAAGGGCUGGAUGAAUGCGGCGUUGUUCACUCACUUCAUCGGCCAACUCAACGCCGCCAUGGUCGCCGAGGACCGCCAGAUCGCCAUCCUCUUGGACAACGCAAGCAGCCACGUGCUGAAGGACGACGAUGCCACGUUGGAAGACCUUUUCGGCUUCCGCACUCGCAUCGUGGGCAACAUCCGGCUUGUCUUCCUGCCGCCCAACACUACCGCCUUCACUCAGCCACUCGAUCAGGGUCCGAUCGCCACGACGAAGGCACGCUACCGUCAGCACUGGCUUCACGCGGUCACGGCCCUGUGGCAGGAUGAUGGUGCCUUUCCCGUGAUGGCACGUUACCGCCCCAACAUGCGCGAUGUCAUCGCAUGGCUCUCGGAGUCAUGGAUGAAGAUCCUCGUGCGUACGAUUCAGAGGUGCUGGUGGCGCACGCGGUGCAUGCCAUGCUCGUGGGCCAUGGACCUGACGCAUGUUGGCCUGGACGGUCUCGCCAUGGUCGACAACGGCGUCAAUGCCGCUCUCCCCAUUGACCUCGACGGGGACAUCGGGGAUGUCGGCAUCAUGAUCGCCCGUCUUGGCCUCGGGUCUAGCGCCAUGCCGGCCGCCGCCUUCGUCGCCAUCGACGACGACCACCCCACAUGCGUCGACCCGGGCGAGGACCCGCUCGUCCUUGAGCCGCCAACGGGGUAUUUGGGCGCGUCAUGGGAGGCUCCAUCCAACAUGCAGGCCGUCUACGACGACGACAACCCAGAGAGCCGCGAGGCGCGGCGUUACGCACGUGCGGCGAGCGAGAUGCUCAUCGGUUACGCACGUGCCACCGGCAUCACGCCGCGCAGCCUUUGCGCGCUGUUCGAGAUUAAGAACCCGGUCAUCGUCAACCGCAUGGAGCGGGCUAGCCCCCCAAUGAACCUGAACACUGCGCCGAUGCCCAAUCCCCUGCAUGCCGCGUCCCCCGCGUCCACUCCCACGCAGGCUCCUGCCACGACCGAAGAUGCGGCCACCGCUCGCCGCUGCGGGCGCGUUUUGCCUGCGUGGAUGUAUGCACCUGCUCCCACCCGCCAGCAGCUUAUUGACUCUGGCGUGAGUGCCGUCAUGAACGGCUAUGUGGAUGCGGCUGAGUGGAUGACCCUGUGA
Closterium sp. NIES-65 is the source of this 1791-nucleotide messenger RNA. The record is from the annotation of a GenBank genome assembly. Lineage: Eukaryota; Viridiplantae; Streptophyta; Zygnematophyceae; Desmidiales; Closteriaceae.